AUGUCCAGGAGACUGCAGGCACUCAUUGAGGCUAAGGGCUGCCUGACAAAUUAUGGCCUUUUACCCAGAGCCGUUCUCCUGCUGAUGCUUGGAGCAGUUUGUAUUCAACUGAAUGCAGUCGUAGAUGCUGAUGGACCUGACAGGUGCUGGUGUUUAAAAAGUUUAAAUAAACGUGUCCCAAGAGAAGAGAUUGAAGAGUUUUCCAUUUUCCCCCGAAGAUCAAAGUGUAACAAGGUUGAAAUCAUACUGACACUAAAACCUGUGAAUAACUCAACCGAAGUGGUGAAGCGCUGCCUGAGUCCAGAGACAAAACAAGGAAUUAACCUGCAGACUUGCUGGAACAAGAAGAACGUCAACAACACCUCCACAUUUAAGACAUCCAGCUGCUUCGAAAGCCAUCACUGAAAGAGCAGAAGAGCAGGGGAGGACAGAAGGGGGAACCUAAAUAUUUUUUUGUAAUAAAAGCUACUUUAUACAGUUUUGUAAUAAAAGCCAGUUUCAAGUUAUUUUGAAAAUCCAUUAUAUUACUCUCUUGAUAUGAGAAUAUGCAUAAGGUUAAUAGUAUAGGAAACAUUUUAGUUAGCAGUAGCUAUUGAGUAGAUAUCAGACGUCGAGAAAGAUAGUCUUUCUGAAGUUUCUUCACUCUAUUUGAGUUUUUAUCUGUAUAUUUUACAUGAGCCCCAUCUACUGGUUAAGUCUAUAUAUGUACACUUAAAAUGCCUUAAAAGUUUGACGACUGACAAAAUAAUUACAUGCAUGUAUACAGGUGUCUUACUUAAAGGUGUGUGGUUCGAUCCUUUUAACCAGUAUGUCAAUGAACUGAAUUUAAAAUACGUUAAAAAUUCAGAGAACGCUCAGUGACAUUUUUUAUCAUAACAUAUCUACAGCUCAUUAUAUUUACACGCUAUGGUAAACAACAGAGUUAAAUAACCAGGGGCAAACACACUGCUUAUUUCAUGUUAAAAUAAAAGUCAUUCACGUGCAAGCGGAAAAUGUAAAUAAAUAAUAAAAUGAUUUUAAAGGCG
Puntigrus tetrazona (Sumatra barb) is the source of this 1025-nucleotide messenger RNA. Its product is annotated as C-X-C motif chemokine 10-like. Lineage: Eukaryota; Metazoa; Chordata; Actinopteri; Cypriniformes; Cyprinidae. Gene Ontology annotation, cellular component: extracellular region. The record is from RefSeq and is a predicted model, not a curated record. The transcript has 6 exons. The coding region runs from base 1 to 405 and encodes 134 amino acids. Gene Ontology annotation, molecular function: chemokine activity. Gene Ontology annotation, biological process: immune response.